AUGCGUGCCUUGCUGGAGAAGCUUCCGUCGGUGAAGCGAGUGGCCCUGGUGGAUGCCUUGGGCUACGACGGAUCCGAGCAGGCGAAGGGUGCGGAUUGGAGCUCCGUGACCAUCGCGGACACAAAGAUUGCCAAGUUGAUCGAGGGGAGGGUGCGGGAGCAGGCCUACUCACUUGCCCGCACAGGUACCCUUAGCCUGCCAGGCUUCCCGAACUUUGAUGCUUUGACUGCCGGCCUCCGAGAGACUGCGGGGCCGACGAACCUGGAUGCGGCUGACUUCAAGGUCACAAGGCCUCUACCAGACGGCGACCUGGCUUGGGUGGAAAGCUUCUACAAGAAGUUCGAGGGCUUCGACGACAUAUCCGAAGACAUUCGCACUGCUAUGGAGGAGCACGACAAGAAGUACAACCCGCAGAAGAAGCGGGUGCGCGAGGAUGCGGGCACAGAUGAGUCGGAGGACUCUGCGGCUAAGCGGAUCAAGCUCGUGGAGCACGAGGAGCCCCUCACGAGCAAGCACAUCGCCGAACUCCAGAAUCCGUCGGUUCUGAACGUGAGCGGCACUGUUCGCUUCAUCCACGAGAUGGAAAGUGGUGACAAGUUCUGGGCGGAGGUGGACGAGGCGACGACCUUCCUUUCCGGCAAGUUGAUUGCAAGCUUUGGCAGCGGCACCUUCAUGGAUGGCAAAGAUGCCGCGAAGACGCUGGCAGAGAUCGGCAGCGAGGACGACGGCGGGAGACUGUUGAAGUUCCAUUUGGACUUCGACAGCCUGUUGAUCUUGGAGAAGAAGAAAAUCGCGUCGCACCUCGCGGACCUGCCCUAUCUUGAUAAGCCGACGCCGGUGAAAACGCUUCUCAAAGCCAUGGAGGACCAUGGGGAG
Molecule: messenger RNA, 876 nt
Organism: Symbiodinium sp. CCMP2592
Lineage: Eukaryota; Dinophyceae; Suessiales; Symbiodiniaceae
Source: the annotation of a GenBank genome assembly